AUGAAAAGGGGGGAAAAAAGCGUGCAAGGGCCAGCAGAAAAGGAAGAAAAUUUAGGGGAAAAGUUGAGAAAAUUGAGUAAAAGAGGGGGGCACACCACCCCAGUGGUGCCCUAUUGGAGACUAAAACAAUUAGAAUUUCAACUCCAAAAACAGGCCGCUCCUCCACAUGCUGGUGGAGCUCAAGUGCAAGAUAGCACGUUUAAAAACACCGCUUUUACCCUUCCUUGUGUUUCUUCAAGAAAACUUGGUGCUACUUUUUGGGAAUUGCAGCACUACAAGCUGCCACUUUCUAAAAUGCACCAGGGUGUUAGUGUUCCACCGCCGCGCCUCCGCCGCCUCCACCACCAGCCUUACAAGGAUAAGGGUAGUCUUGAACCACCUGAUCCUUCACCUUGUUCACCUGACCAGCCAGGAAGCGCUGGCAGUGUGAGGAGGCAAGUUGCUGCAUCACUGAUGCAACAUCAUCGAUCAAUUGAAAGGACUCAUCGUGCUAUACAACCUGUUUCACCGGCAAGUUAUGGUAGUUCAAUGGAGAUCACACCUUAUAACCCUGCUGUUACCCCUACGAGCUCCAUAGACUUGAAGGGAAGGUUCGGGGAGACAAGUCAGAGUUUGAAAACAUCUACAGAACUGUUAAAAGUUUUGAAUCGUAUAUGGACCCUGGAAGAACAACACGUGUCCAAUAUGUCACUUGUCAGGGCAUUAAAAAAGGAGCUAGAUAAUGCUCGUUCCCGGAUUAAAGAGUUGGUCAGAGAGCAGCAAACUGAACGACUAGAAAUGGAUGAUUUGAUGAAGCAGAUUAAGGAGGAUACAAUCAUUAGAAAGAACAAGGAGCAGGAUCGAAUCAAUGCUGCUAUUCUUUCUCUGAGGGAGGAACUGGAAAAUGAACGGAAGUUGAGAAAGCGUUCCGAGAGUCUGCACAGAAAGUUAGCUCGGGAACUUUUUGAGGUGAAAACAACUCUUGCUAGCACUUCCAAAGAACUGGAGAAAGAAAAGAAAUCAAGUAAGUUAUUGGAAGAUCUAUGCGAUGAGUUUGCAUGGGGAAUAAGAGAUUAUGAACAAGAAUUGCAUGGAGUGAGACAAAAAUAUGACAAGGACUGGACCGAAAGAGCCGAUCAAGAUCGUUUAAUUCUUCACGUUUCUGAAUCAUGGCUUGAUGAACGGAUGCAGAUGAAGCUAGAACCUGACAGCGCUUUAGGGGAAAAGAAGUUAAUCGUGGAGAAAUUGAGCUCGGAAAUAGAGGCUUUUCUUCGGGCUAGAAGUGGUAACAAGACUAAUGGUAAUCUGGGUCAAAGGGAUCCCAAUAUCCGUAGAAAUUCUCUGGAAUCCAUUCCACUUAAUGCGGCUGUUAGCGCUCCUCGAGAUGAGGAUGAUGAAGAUGACUCUGCAGGUAGUGAUUCAAACUGUUUUGAGCUAGCAAAACCAAGUGAAUCUAAACUAAAAUCCCUAGAAAAUGAAUAUGAGGAAAACCAUUAUGAUGAAACGUUGAAGGAAAAGCCGGCAAAGACAAAAAUUGGGUCGUCUGAAAGGACAAAAGGUCUUAGUCCAUCCAGUUUGCAAGUGAAGUUUGAAGAACAGAUGGCUCGGGCCUUGUCAGACCAGGUUGAAGAUACUGAGCCAACCAAGAUCAGACAAGGCAAUCCUGUUGAAAUAAGCAUCUCGCAGAAGUCUGAAAAACGUGAGGCAGCAGAAGAGAAUAGUUCUAGGAGAAAGAAUAAAUAUGAAGGAGAAACUGAAUUGAAUUCAAACUACAUGAUUGACAAUUUAAUCAGAAAUCACUAUUUGUUGUCAGAAAGUGGGAAAUUGCAACCUGAUAAUGAUACUGGUCAGGCUUCCAUUUGGAGGAGUCAUGCUAGUCCGGUACGCCGAUGGACGGCAACACUACCAUCUCAUGAUCUUGGCAUUUCUGAGUCAUCUUUGAAAUUGCCUCCAGACUCCAAGGAGCACACUUUAAAAGCGAAGCUCCUUGAAGCAAGGACAAGGGCUCAACGAUCACGAUCACGCCUGAAAGCUUCAAUUAUUCCUUCUAGAGUUGUAUGA
Messenger RNA from Fraxinus pennsylvanica, 2040 nucleotides. The record is from the annotation of a GenBank genome assembly. Lineage: Eukaryota; Viridiplantae; Streptophyta; Magnoliopsida; Lamiales; Oleaceae.